This is a messenger RNA of Eriocheir sinensis (Chinese mitten crab), 2287 nucleotides long. RefSeq names its product tRNA pseudouridine(38/39) synthase-like. The coding region runs from base 300 to 2180 and encodes 626 amino acids. The transcript is spliced from 10 exons. Gene Ontology annotation, cellular component: cytoplasm; nucleus. Lineage: Eukaryota; Metazoa; Arthropoda; Malacostraca; Decapoda; Varunidae. Gene Ontology annotation, biological process: mRNA pseudouridine synthesis; tRNA pseudouridine synthesis. The record is from RefSeq and is a predicted model, not a curated record. Gene Ontology annotation, molecular function: pseudouridine synthase activity; RNA binding.
GCUGCAUCAGUGUCAUCAUCAGCAGCCGGACCAUAACAAAAACAAACACACGUGCGAGGUGGUGGUGUGCCCUAAAACACCGAAAAAAAAAACAGUAAUGCCAUUGAAAAGCAAAGUGUGUCUAUAAGCAGAAGAGAGGAUCAAGAGGAGGAGGACCUACGAAGCGAUACAGGUCAAAAGAAGAAGAAGGGGUCCAUAGAACAGUCCCAGCCUCCACUCAUUGCCCCGUGCCUUGACAUUUCAUAUUAAUUUAUGUUCAUCUCUUCCUACUUGUAACACCGAGCUCCAGGGACCCGACCAUGGUGGGGGCCCAGGAAGACGAGAAAGAGGCUGGGCCGUGGCAACCUGCAAACAAGAAGCACAAACAGACGCCACUCAGCCAGCUAACGAGGGAGGAGCUGGAGGCCAGGGUGCGGCAGCUGGAGGCCCACAACACACAGCUGCGUAACCUUCUCACCAAGAGCCAGGCUGGAGGGGCCUCAGACACACCCUCUGUCCACACCAAGCCACAGAAACAGAGACAGUUUGACUUCUCCAAGCACUCCCGCAGACAUGUGGCCCUCAAGCUGUGUUACCUGGGCUGGGACUACCAGGGCUUUGCUGUGCAGGAGGACUCUCAGAACACCAUUGAGGCUCAGCUCUUUGCGGCACUGCUCAAGACCAGGCUGAUAGAGUCCAGGGAGACCUCCAACUACCACAGGUGUGGCAGGACGGACAAAGGUGUGAGUGCCUUCGACCAAGUCAUCUCCAUCACCCUGCGCAGCAAACUGAAGAAGGGCUUGGGGGUGCUGGGGCUCACACAGGGAGCAGAGGGGGCUGUCUGUGAGAGAAUGGAGGGGCAGGAGGAAAAAGAAAAGGAGGAGGUGGUGAAGGAAGAUGAGGAGGAAGAAGGGGAUGAAAUUAACUAUGUCCAGCUUCUCAACAGAGUCCUUCCGCAGGAGAUCCGCGUCCUUGCCUGGUGUCCGGUGCCUCAGGGGUUCUCGGCCAGGUUUGACUGCUGCCGCCGCACCUACAAGUACUUCUUCCCUCGGGGCGGCCUGGACUUGCAGGCUAUGCAGGAGGCCGGGCAGCACUUGGUUGGAGAACAUGACUACCGUAACCUUUGUAAGAUGGACGUGGGCAAUGGUGUUGUGAACUUCAGGCGACGCAUUCUGGCUGUCAGGGUGGAGAGGGCGAAGCAGGAGGAUGGUGGUGGUGGUGGUGAUGAGGGAAGGGUGGCUAAUGUAGAUGGUGAGGAUGGUGGUACUGGUGGAAGAGGUGGUAAAAGAAGAACUGGGAGAAGUGAAGAUGGUGAAUGUGGAAAGGGAAAUAGUGGUGGUGGUGGUGGUGGUGGUAAGGAGGGGGGAAAAUGUGAUGGUAGUAGUAAGGAAGAAAAUGAAGGAAGAGAGGAAAGGAAAGAUAGUGGUGUUGUAGGUGAAGGAAGAGAGCAAGGGAAAGAUAGUGGUGUCUUGGGUGGCAGGAAUGAGGGAGGUGAUUUACGAAGCUGCAGUGAGGGUGGUGAUGGGUACGAGAUGUGUGUGGCCACCAUCGAGGGCCAGGCGUUCCUGUGGCACCAAGUGAGGGCCGUGAUGGCAGUACUGUUCCUGGUGGGGGAGGGCAAGGAGCGCCCCGACAUUGUGGCAACGCUGCUUGACGUACAGACACACCCCAGGAAGCCGCAGUACAGCCUGGCCAGUGACUUCCCCCUAAGCCUGUGGUCGGUGGAGUUCAGCGGCGUGGCGUGGCGGUGGGAGGAGGCGGAGGUGCGUCGCGUGGUGGCCCAGAUGCAAGGGACGUGGGCGGUACAGGCAGUGAGAGCCACUAUGAUUGGAAGUAUGCUGAGUGACCUAGAGGCUCGCUACAAAGACCUGGCAAAGGCAAGGCUUGAGAAGGAGGAAAAGAAGGAAGAGGAAGAACAGAAGGAGGAAGAGAAGGAGAAACUGGGGGAAAAGAAAGACCCUGCUCAAAAGAAGAAGGAGGGGGAGACGAAACGAAGCGAAAAGAGGAAGAAGGACGAGGAUGAGGAGGUGUGUGAGGGACGGGAGGUGAGGGAGCAGGUCACCCCCCUCAUGACAGGCACAAGGACCAAGGUGUAUCGGCCGCUCCUCUCCCGGCCAACCUGUGAGAGUCUGGAGCAGCGGGUUGAGCACUACGUCAAGAGGCAGAGGCUGGACCCCGGUCUGCUGCAGAACCUGACCUGACCUGCUGCCGAGCCCAAGGUUAUGAAGAUUUGUGUUCAGUCAGGUCUUUUCUGUAAGUCAAAAUUGGAUUUGUACUUUUAUUCAUAGAUAAUAAUCCAUAAUCAUCA